UGCGUGCCCAGAACAUUGGUUCCCUGUUAUCCUCCGUGGAGUCGCAUCUCCGUGUUCAGGCGGGCGGGCCAUGGCGUUCCGGAAAGCUUUCCAAGUGGCCUGCGGUAUCGCUGGCACGGCCGCUGUGGUGGUGGCCGCGGCGGCCACUACCCAAAGGCGCGGCGAGGGCCGGGUCGAGGCGGCGGCGGUGAGUUGGAGCCCGAGCUCGCCUCUGGAGCAGCGAACGGCCGCCGUCUGGGACUCCAACUGGGACAAGCGGGAGCCUAUUUCACUGAUGAAACCCAAUAAGAAAAACAAAGACGACACUGAGGAUUUUACUGCUCAACUUGAAAAUUACAAAGUCAAAGCCACGAGACAUAUCUUCCUCAUCAGGCAUUCCCAAUACAACCUGUCAGCCUCAACAGACAAAGAAAGAAGUCUGACAUCACUGGGACGUGAACAGGCUGAACUAACUGGUCAGCGAUUGGCAAGUUUGGGAUUGAACUAUGACAUUCUCAUUCACUCCAGUAUGACCAGAGCAAAAGAGACAGCAACAAUUAUCAGUAAAUACCUGCCAGGCUUGGAAAUGAUGAGUUGUGACUUACUGAGAGAGGGAGCACCAAUUGAACCCGUACCACCAGUCAGCCAUUGGAAACCAGAGGCUAUGCAGUAUCAUGAAGAUGGUGCAAGAAUUGAAGCUGCCUUCCGACGCUAUAUUCACAGAGCUGAUCUGAAGCAAGAGAACGAUAGUUAUGAGAUCAUUGUCUGUCAUGCAAACGUUAUCCGCUAUUUUGUUUGCAGAGCUUUGCAGUUUCCACCAGAAGGAUGGCUGAGAAUGUGUCUCAACAAUGGCAGCAUCACCUGGCUUACCAUCCGCCCGAAUGGGAGGGUUGCACUCCGAACAUUAGGAGACACAGGCUUCAUGCCUCCUGACAAAUUAAGUCGCUAGAACAGAACUGCUGCUUAUUAUUUCAAAAUCUUGUGCUUCAUUUCACAGUGCAGAAUGUUGUCAAAUACUUGAAAUGAUAUCAGUUGUCACCAUGUCUGUUUACAAGUUGAUUUUUAUUUUAAUAAUUUUCUGUACAUUUUCUAAUCACUCCCCUGAAUCCAGGUUGUGUGUGUGUGUGUGUGUGUGAGAGAGAGAGAUACAAUUAAUUAAUGUUGAUUCAUUUUAGCUGAUAAUGGACUUGAAUGAUGUCUCUGCCUGUGCUACCGUAUGUUUCUGUUCACUUUCACUCCCUUACCUCAUUGUAACCUUGUUGAGAACUAGUAAACUUAACUUGGAGGGAGAUGCAAAGUCUGGUCCGGAGUGUCUUUAUCACUGUACCAGUAACUUGCUUUUUAAAAAUUUAAAUGAUUCUCAGCAUAGAGGUGUGUUUAGUCUAUCAAAGAGUCACUUUUCUCUCACAGAUAUUGUAUGCUUGAGGCAAAGCAGUGCCCCAUUAUCAAUAUUAGACCCUAUUAGUACACAGUAUCUUGCUUUACUGUGGUUAAUGAGACAUGUUAUUCUCCUUGGCUCAUUGCUAAACCUAGCAGCAGGCCUUCCUUGCCCUGUGCAAUGGGGUACAUUAGCCAGUACUGCUCAGGUAGGGGGAGAGUAGUUGCUAUGAAUCUGACCCUCCAUCAGUCAUUGAGUUGUGAUAUCCCUGUAGGUGAACAGGCUGUUAAAACCAUGAAUGAAAUAGGAUAACUUCCCUCCAUUAAAGGAAAUAAUUUUUUAUCUUUAUAGUACAUUGUGUCAGAACCAAUGAAUUAAUUUUGAAAUAGUCACAGCUUUGCUGGGGAGAAUAAAAGCUGACUGAAACAAAUCAUUAUACUUGAUAAUUGGUGAUCAAGCUGUAGAAUUUGUAUCAUGUUUUGCAUUAAGCAGUUUACUGAUUUUUUUUUCCCCAGGCUACAUCAAUGCAAUAUUAAAUUCAUUACAGUGCUCUGCAAUAAAGGGUUUUUAAACAAA
Messenger RNA from Chiloscyllium plagiosum (whitespotted bambooshark), 1933 nucleotides. It is a transcript of the gene pgam5, whose product is annotated as PGAM family member 5, serine/threonine protein phosphatase, mitochondrial. NCBI's taxonomy places the organism in Eukaryota, Metazoa, Chordata, Chondrichthyes, Orectolobiformes, Hemiscylliidae. Gene Ontology annotation, biological process: positive regulation of mitochondrial fission; peptidyl-threonine dephosphorylation. The record is from RefSeq and is a predicted model, not a curated record. Gene Ontology annotation, molecular function: protein serine/threonine phosphatase activity. Gene Ontology annotation, cellular component: mitochondrion.